AAUCAGCUGAUCAUAGUUUUUGGUGUUUUAGCCUCUGCCUCGUACGGUCAUAUUGUUGAUAAAUUUUUAUUGCGGCGCUCGGUCGUUAUUCGGACGUAAAUUAAAAUAAAUUUGGUCGCCCCACUCAGUGCGGAACGAAAUGCGGUUGCAAAAAUCUAUCUAAAUUAAUUUUAACCAUCCAAAGUCAGCUAGGGCGGUCGUGUCAAGUGAAAUAGUCAACAUUUUAGUCAAAAAAUUACUACUAGAACAGCGCGUGCCCCUUUCCCCCGCUGUUGUAAUCGUGUUGUUCGUUGUGCGUGUGUGUCGUCACGGGUAAAAAGUGAAAUUAGCUACCCAUAGGAAUUCAGUUAACAUAGCGGAAUAUCUCCGACUGUCUAAAUUUGGUGUGUCUGUGUUUGUGAAGUGAUUUUAAAUAAAAUAAACAAAACUGGCCCAGUCUCAGGCUACGACCGAUAGGCUAUCCUCGUUCCUCAUGGACGAGGAGGAGGAGGAAGUCACCGAUCUGAAGCUGCAAUUGUUUCACAAUACAGUACGCGAGCACAUUAUUUUCUUGCUGCUGAUCAUUCUGCUGUACUUUAGCUCCUAUGUGGUCGUCUCACGUUUUCGGCGACGCGAUCGUGACGAUCUCUAUUCGAACGACGAGGACGAGGUGCUGGUGUAUCGCAUAAGCUUUUGGCUCUGCACAUUCACACUGGCCGUCGCCGAGGGGGCUGCCAUGCUGCUGCCAGUCUCCAUAGCCAGCAACGAGGUGCUGCUCUUGUAUCCCAACAGCUACUACGUGAAAUGGCUCAACAGUUCCCUCAUACAAGGUCUCUGGAAUCAUGUGUUUCUGUUCUCCAAUCUGUCGCUGUUCAUCUUCCUGCCGUUCGUGUAUUUGUUCACCGAAUCCACGGGCUUCGUGGGCCACAAGAAGGGCAUACUGCCGCGCGUCUACGAGACCUUUACAGUAUUCAUGCUGAUGGCCAUCAUUGUGCUGGUACUCACUGCAGUUCUAAGCGCAGUUUUCGGGAUUGAAAAACUACAGUUCUUUUGGUUUUUAAAUCUGGGCAGUGUUCACCUGCCGUUCCUUUAUUCCUGUGUCUCGUUUCUGGGCGUAAUGCUGAUGCUCAUUUGCACUCCCUGCGGAUUUGUGCGUCUGUUUGGCGUUGUCAACCAGGUGCUGGUGCGUCCCAUGCUGCGGCGGGAUGUGAACGAGGAGUUCGACGUCUUCUCCAUGGAGGAGGCGAGCGUCAAGCGGAAGUUGGCCCACAUUGAGCUGCACAACGUGAGCAUUGCGGAUGCCACCAAUGGCCACCAUCGAAAUGGACGCAGUCGUGGAUACCAUCACCCGUCCUUGCUGCAACAGUCGCUGGAGCAUCUCUACCAGCGCAAGGCGACAGGCUUUAACGCGAGUGAACAGCAGCUGAACGAAAGACUGAGAGAAUUGGACUGUGAGCGCAUGGAGCUGGACAAACAGCGCAAGUCGAGCACGUUCCAGCGUUCGUUUGUCUAUCCGCUGGCCAUGCUGCUGCUGCUCUUCUGCACGGGCAUGACCAUUCUGUUGGUGGUGCAAAACACGCUCGAGCUGCUCAUAGGAAUCAAGGCUCUGCCGUUGAGCACAAGACAAUUCACGCUGGGAAUUUCAUCGCUGUCGAAGCUGGGACCCUUUGGCGCCGGACUGGAGGUUUGCCUCAUCUUUUAUCUGGGCGCCACCUCUGUGGUGGGCUUCUACAGCAUGCCCUUCAUGCGCACUGUGCGCCCCAAGCAGCACCAGACCUCACUGCCCCAGCUAAUGCUCAACUGUGGCUUCAUGCUGGUCCUAUCCUCGGCCCUGCCGCUGCUCAGCAGGAUUAUAGGCAUUACAAACUUCGAUCUGCUGGGGGACUUUGGUGCCAUCGAGUGGCUCGGGAACUUCCAGAUUGUUUUGCUCUACAAUCUGGUGUUUGGCACAACCACAGCGCUGUGCUUGGCCAACAAGUUCUCGGCCACCGUGCGACGUGAGCUGCGUGCCCGGUUAGUAGAAAACUAUGUGCUCUUUACUAACUACAUGAGCUUCAUCAACUGAUAUCUGUGGAAGCGACGGCACAACGUGUCUCUCCGGCAGCUGCAGAGUCACCUCCAGCCGCUGAGAUGCUUUGUCGAGUCGCCGCUUACGAGCUUAAGUAGAUUCUAUGCCAAGUACCAUAAUCUAAGUUUUAGGAGCAGUCGCAAUACCACCGCUAGUCGCAAGGCAAACGAAAUGAACUGUUGAGAGACAUAAGGUUGAGAUGUGAGUUGACACCGACCGCCAGAUAUAUAAUACAUACCUUAUACAUAUGUUCUAUAUACACGUGUUAGCUUAGGCAGAACUGAUAUUCGUAUAUAACCAAUUGUUGCGCCGUUUACUGUUGUGCUUAAUUGUUGUACUUCACAUACUAGAGGAUGGCCCCAUCCCAUGGCCAGAAAUCUCGCCAAUGUAAAUAUUAUAUAUUCGCAAAAGAAGUACUGCGGCAUACGUUUCGUACGUUUCGAUUUUAGAUCUAGGACCUGCCCCAUUGUCCGCUCUCGUUUAGGGAUACUUUUUUUUUUUCGUAUUUUAACUCCUUUUGUCGGUCAGAGUCAAGCGAUGUCGCUCAUCUAAUUUUAAAUUUAUAUAUCUUUAAAUGUCUAAUAUUGUCUGCUAUUUAUUUAAGUUACAAGAAUGUUCCUUAUUCACGCGCCUCGACUGAGGCGCGCACCCCCCUCUCCCUUUCCCAAAUACUUCAUUAUAUCGCAUACUCAAUAAUUUGUAACACACGUACACAAACAUGCAUCUAAGGAUUAUGUGAUACAACUAAAAUAAAAUAGGCAAUUUUAACAAAAA
Messenger RNA from Drosophila miranda, 2821 nucleotides. RefSeq names its product protein Lilipod (gene lili). Gene Ontology annotation, molecular function: transmembrane signaling receptor activity. Lineage: Eukaryota; Metazoa; Arthropoda; Insecta; Diptera; Drosophilidae. Bases 473 to 2044 code for a protein of 523 amino acids. The transcript is spliced from 8 exons. The record is from RefSeq and is a predicted model, not a curated record. Gene Ontology annotation, biological process: signal transduction.